This is a messenger RNA of Exophiala mesophila, 999 nucleotides long. RefSeq lists its product as uncharacterized. The transcript is spliced from 2 exons. Bases 201 to 947 code for a protein of 248 amino acids. The record is from RefSeq and is a predicted model, not a curated record. Gene Ontology annotation, molecular function: O-methyltransferase activity. NCBI's taxonomy places the organism in Eukaryota, Fungi, Ascomycota, Eurotiomycetes, Chaetothyriales, Herpotrichiellaceae.
GGACCGGUUUACAUGAACGAUACACGUCGACAAAUGUGAGUCAUAGGCCUGUGAAUACGAUAUAUAUAUAUAUACAUCUAGGGAUCUACAACUCUGUCCCAUUACAUCUUCAUCCUCGUUGAAUUAUAGGUCACAGGGCUAUUUUGCUCAAUUGUCUUUACUCGAAGCCUGAAUCCUCCAAACAAAACCUACCAUCCACCAUGUCUUACCCACCCGUAACCCCACUACAAACAACUGACAAGAUCACAUCUCUCCUUACCCGACUACACGCACAGUCAUCGACACAAGAAUCUGGAAUAUCCAGCAGUGAGAUCGGUGAGAUACGACGACAAGCCGCCACCGACCCAAAGCAGGGCUACCUGGCACUUGAUGCCUUGAUGUUAGACAAGUUCAUCGCGCUGGACCAAGACAAAUGUCUUUUCAUGUAUAACCUGCUUCUAUCUCUGGAUGCAACUACGGUUGUCGAGGCCGGCACUAGCUUCGGCGUCAGUACCAUCUAUCUAGCCCUGGCGGUCGCUCGCAAUGUCGAGGCUCGCAAGGCUCGUGGCGACCUGAAUGUCACUGGCAGAGUCAUUGGUACGGAGAAGGAAGACUCCAAGGCUGCUAUUGCAAGACGGUAUUGGGCGGAGGCUGGUCCAGAGGUUGAAAAGUACAUUGAACUCAAGGUUGGGGAUUUGAAUGAGACGUUGGCUGGUGAUCUGGGUUUGCGUGAUGGUCAGAAGAUUGAUUUUUUGCUUCUUGACAUAUGGCCCCACGUUGCUCUCCCAGCACUGAAUCACAUCCUCCCACGUCUCCGCCCAGGCGCUGUUGUACUGACUGACAACACCAUCUCUUCUGUCGACCGAUAUGGCGAUCUAUUGAAGGUGCUUCGCAACCCUGAUGGGCCGUUCAGAAGUGUGACUUUGCCUUACAGCGGAGGGUUUGAAUUUAGUGUAUAUAAUCCUUGAUAUACUAUUCAACAAGGCACUGCUAAAUGCAAAUAAAAAUAUACAACCUGGC